This is a messenger RNA of Dermacentor albipictus, 1702 nucleotides long. Its product is annotated as cyclin-dependent kinase 2-like. Lineage: Eukaryota; Metazoa; Arthropoda; Arachnida; Ixodida; Ixodidae. Gene Ontology annotation, biological process: regulation of G2/M transition of mitotic cell cycle; G1/S transition of mitotic cell cycle; signal transduction. The record is from RefSeq and is a predicted model, not a curated record. Gene Ontology annotation, cellular component: cyclin-dependent protein kinase holoenzyme complex; nucleus; cytoplasm. Gene Ontology annotation, molecular function: ATP binding; cyclin binding; cyclin-dependent protein serine/threonine kinase activity.
CUGUAAACGUAUUUUGACGCAUCUUUACUAAAGAAGCAGCAACCUUGAGGAGCAGACUGCAAAGACCGCGAAGACCGCCAGUUUCGCGCGAAAGUCGGCGUUGGUUGCGUGUGCGCUCAGGCCUUGUAAUUCUAUUCAAGUGAUCGGGACUUCAUGGAAGACGCGCUCAGUGAAAAGUUUCAGAAAAUCGAGAAAAUCGGCGAGGGAACCUACGGAGUCGUGUACAAGGCCCGUGACAGGGCCACCGGACGAUUUAUUGCCUUGAAGAAGAUCCGUCUUGAGAGCGAAGCCGAAGGUGUCCCCAGCACUGCCAUACGAGAAAUCGCCCUUCUGAAAGAACUUCGACACCCAAAUAUUGUGCGCCUUCUCGAUGUCGUUCCUCAAGACCAAAAGCUAUACCUCGUAUUCGAAUACAUGACGGAGGAUCUUAAGAAGCACAUGGACAAAGCAGCGUCGAGCAAGACCCCACUUGCCGUGAAGCUGGUGAAGAGCUACUUGUGGCAGCUGUUGCAAGGCAUCGCGUACUGCCACUCUCAUCGCAUCUUGCACCGGGACCUGAAGCCGCAGAACCUCCUAAUCGAUUUCGAAGGUAACAUCAAGUUAGCCGACUUCGGCCUCGCAAGGGCCUUCGGGCUACCACCGCGCACGUACACGCACGAAGUGGUUACGCUCUGGUACCGGGCGCCCGAAAUCCUCCUCGGCUCGCGCUUCUACUCGACGUCGGUAGACGUCUGGAGCAUUGGCUGCAUCUUCGCCGAAAUGCUUAUGCUAAAGGCACUCUUUGCGGGUGACUCUGAAAUAGACCAGCUUUUCCGUAUCUUCCGCACUCUCGGUACACCCGACGAGAACUCUUGGCCCGGCGUAACCAACCUGCCCGACUACAAAGCCACUUUCCCGCGCUGGGAGCCACAGUCGCUCGUGAACAUUAUCAAUGGCCUAGACGCCGACGGAGAAGACCUCAUCCUGAAGCUACUCAUCGCCGACCCCGAUGCCCGUAUGCCAGCGAAGAGAGCGCUCAGUCAUCGCUACUUUCGGGAUGUCACCAUUCAGCGGCCACUGUGCAUGUGACACUUGGUCGCGCGCAUGGCGCCGUCGCCAGGGCAUGCGCUCAGGGAUACUGGUGCCCGUUUUCUUUUUUCAUAUAUACAUAUAUCUAUAUUUUUGAUAAUGCGCGUUUUUUCUUCAUUUUGUUUUUAAACUCUGGUUAGCCUGCUUAGUUAUUUUCAUAUUACCUCUAAGUUGCGAGCCAGAGCGCGCAGUUUUAUUAUGUAUAAUGUGCCAGUGAGAGUGAUAUGCACUGCUAUCACUGUGUUCACGUGGUUAAGCAUGUCCAGGGCGACAGGAGAUCGCCGCUGGCGACUUAUUUUUCUUAUUAAUACUGUGUAAUGUCCACAACACGAACUCUCUCUCUCUAUAUAUAUAUAUACGCAUUCCAUAUUUUUAAAAGGGUGCCUACUACAGCAAAGUGUUCACUGACGUUUGCCACAGACGACGAUAUUGCUGUUUAAUUAUCGAUUUUGUGAAGUUCCGCAACUGUGACCACGUUUUUACACGUAGAUUUUUUUUCGUUAAUUGCCGCCAAAAGUGUGCACUACAGGCAGUUUGCGUAUGACAUGUUUCCCUAUUCAAGCGCGUGGGGUGUGCUUGUACACAAUUACGUAACAGUUCCCGUGAAUAAAAUGCUGCAUUAUUAAGCGCCAGG